CGUUGGGCAGGAAAGACACAACAGACGCUGACUGGCUGCUGCAACAACCAGGAAGAAGAUGAGCGAGGUGGUGGCUGAGGUUGAGGGCCCCGGCUGGACUGAGGUGGUGAAGGUGCCGCGCGGCAGCGCGGAGACACUGUCCAGUGUGCUUGGCACUGCGAAAGAGCAAAUCAACGCAGCCAUCACCAAACACAUGGAAGGCGACACAACACAAGAAGAUGUAUCAAAGGACUACCUUGACGCAGACGACGACGACGACGACGACGAUGAGGCAGCGGAGGGCGCCCCGCACCAAGACAAGGCGGCGACGACACAAAGCAGCAAGAAGCCUAAGACGGAUGCGUAGCGCAUGCAGGCUCUCGACCGGCUUCUUGUAUGCUGGGCGACGCAGCUGCGGGGUCUUGCCUUGCUUGCCCACACGCUUGUUUCGCUUGCCAGCCAUGGUAUGUUAUGCUACACCACACAGCUGAAGACGUUUUCUUCAGUUCAUCAUGCUUUUGGACACACACAUCAACAUAGACAAGGCAGAACUACACUGGCAAUGAGCGUUCGUAUCCAUCGACACAAGGGAUGAACCAACACGUGAGGGAGACAAUACAUAGUGACGGCGACAA
Molecule: messenger RNA, 614 nt
Organism: Salpingoeca rosetta
Lineage: Eukaryota; Choanoflagellata; Craspedida; Salpingoecidae
Exons: 2
Coding region: 59-346 (95 amino acids)
Source: RefSeq, a predicted model, not a curated record